AUGUCUGCAGUCUGCAAAUGGAUAAGUGGUCUCUGUAUAUGGGAAAAUCACAAAAAAAUUCAACAUCAAGUACAUCCAGAUCAACAGACGUUUGAGGCCAUUAUAAUAUGGAGAGAAAAAGCCAAGCAAAGCACUGGUGGUGUGGCCUAUGAUGUUAUCUUGAAGCCAGCAUCAUCAGAUCUGACUAUAAAACCAGGUUCUCCUCCUAAGGAGCAGCGUGCUAUCACUCAAGAAGCUAUUGCUGACAAGUUAAAGAAAGCCCAAGAGAGGAGAGAGUCUAUAGAAACCCAGAAACUGGAACAACUUCAGAAAGAUAGAGAACGAGCACAACAAGUCCUGCAAAAGGCCCAGGAAGAAAAUACUACUUUUUCCAAAUCAACACAAGAAAAACUACGUAGGAGUUUGGAAUUAAAUAAGGAAAACAGACAAGCUCAAAUUAAGGCAUUACAAGAACGUCUUCGAGAACAUCGUAAGAAGGUAGCUGAAGUAUGCAAGAAUAGUGAGUCCGUGUCCAAAGACCUGGAAGAAAAGAUAAAUCAAAAGUUUGAGAAGUAUGAUCAGAACAGGAGAGCCCAGAUGCAAUCUUUGCUUGAACGUCUCAGGGAGCACGACAAUCAUAUUAAAGAGGUAAACAAUGCUUGUGAGACUAUGUACAAAGCUUCAGGGGAGAAGAUUGGUGAGAAAGUAUUACAGAAAAUGGAAACAGCUGUCAAGAACAGAGAGGGAGUGAUUAAAGCUAUUCAAGAUCGUCUUCUGGAACAUGAAAAGCGUAUUGAAGAAGUCCGUAAAAACAAGCUGUCUGUCCAUGAUGAUGAUGAUGAUGAUGAUUACAAUUACGAUGAUCAAAAUGAUAAUGAAGAGAGUGCGGCUCCCAGCAGUUAA
Molecule: messenger RNA, 882 nt
Organism: Acanthosepion pharaonis
Lineage: Eukaryota; Metazoa; Mollusca; Cephalopoda; Sepiida; Sepiidae
Source: the annotation of a GenBank genome assembly